Molecule: messenger RNA, 1985 nt
Organism: Protopterus annectens (West African lungfish)
Lineage: Eukaryota; Metazoa; Chordata; Ceratodontiformes; Protopteridae
Gene: CCN1
Product: cellular communication network factor 1
Exons: 5
Coding region: 196-1311 (371 amino acids)
Biological process (GO): signal transduction
Cellular component (GO): extracellular region
Molecular function (GO): protein binding
Source: RefSeq, a predicted model, not a curated record
UUCCACACUCUGCGCUUCUUAGUACUAUUUGGAAGACUAGAAGGCCUGGGGAAAUUACUGGGACUCUAAACCAGUCAGCGAAGAAAAGAGUCAGCUGCUCAGAUUUAGAAAUAUAUAACUUCUAAAGGAGUUACACGAACUGCAGGCAUUUACAAAGUUGGCGUCUCUCACUUGCAAAGACAGUUUAAGAGUACAAUGAUAAUGACUUCUUUCUGCUUUCUACUUGCAUUCCUUGGAUACUUCCAUAUGGCAAUAUCUAGUUGUCCUUCAGAAUGCCGAUGUGCACAAGAAACUCCUAGAUGUCCUAUCGGUGUAAAUUUGGUUUUGGAUGGUUGUGGGUGUUGCAAAAUGUGUGCUAGACAAUUAAAUGAAGAUUGCAGUAAAAUGGAGCCCUGCGAUCACGCAAAAGGUCUGGAAUGUAACUUCGGUGCCAGCUUUAGGUCUGUCCGGGGGAUCUGCAGAGCAAAAUCAGAAGGACAGCCUUGUGAGUAUAACAGCAGAAUCUAUCAAAAUGGUGAAAGCUUCCAGCCAAAUUGUAAACACCAGUGCACUUGUAUUGAUGGGGCAUUAGGAUGCCUUCCACUAUGCCCCCAAGAACUGCAUUUACCUAAUUUGGGCUGUCCAAACCCAAGGCUGAUAAAAGUCCCUGGCCAGUGCUGUGAAGAAUGGGUCUGUGAUGAAAGAAAGGAUCGUAUAGAUUUGUUGGAAACCAUGCUAAAGAAAGAAUUUGAUUACGAUUCCAAAGAAGAUGAACUGACUAAUAGAAAUGAACUGAUUAGAACAACAGAUGGAUUGAAAAUGCUACCUGCUUACAGAGUCCAAACUGAGGAUCACUGGUCUGAGAUUCCUAAGUGCAUUGUUCAGACAACAUCGUGGUCUCAAUGCAGUAAAACUUGUGGAACUGGUAUUUCAACCAGAGUAACCAAUGACAAUCCUGACUGCAAGCUAAUUAAAGAAACAAGAAUCUGUGAAGUUCGACCAUGUGGGCAGAUGUCAUAUUCUCCAUCAAAGAAAGGAAAGAAGUGCACAAAAGCUAAAAAGUCAAAGGAAGCAGUGAAAUUUAAAUAUGCAGGAUGUACCAGCAUAAAGCACUACCGGCCUAAAUACUGCGGAACCUGUGUUGAUGACAGAUGCUGCACACCUCAGCAGAGUAGAACUGUCAAGGUCCGAUUCCAAUGUGAGGAUGGAGAAACCUUCACAAAGAAUGUAAUGAUGAUUCAUUCCUGCAGAUGUCACUACAAUUGCCCUCAUUCGAAUGAUGCCUAUCCUUUCUACAAGCUAAAUAAUGACAUUCACACAUUUUCAGACUGAUCUGAGUGUGAAGGCUAUGCUAAAACAGAAAUUGCAAGCAAAGAUGGAAAGAUUUUGGUGUACAAUGUCCUUUAAAUUACAGCAACUCAGCUGAAGUGCAGAGGGCAAUGUGGAAUUGAACAUUAACACAACAGUGUUUAUAAAAUCAUUAUUAAAAGCUUCAUAAUACUGGAGUGAAAUUAUAUAAUAGCUUCUUAUGGGAGCUCAACUUUUAUAAUAUAUUGUCUUCUGUUUGUAUUACAGAAUGGCUGUUAGAAAACUUAGCCAUCUAUGCUUUGAAGUUGUGAACUUUACCAUAUGAGCUUCUGCUUUGUACAUUUUAUAUUUGUUACAACUUGUAAAUCUGAAGUAUGUGUUUGUUUUAAGAUAUCACCAUGGACAAAAAUAUGCAGUAAAAACUCUCUUCUGGCUCUUUCAGUAUCUACCAGAUUUGCUAGAAGUCAUGUUCCCUCAUUGUAUGGACACAUUUGAAGUGUUCAUAUGUGGCAGCUAGAAUUUGCCAGCUAUUGUGUAACUGCAAACAGAAUCAGUUGUUUUAUAACUGAGUGUUUAUUUAUGAAAUGUAGCUUUUUAUGUGAAAAUGAAGUGUAAUACUGGAAUAAAUUGUUAAAUGCUAAUUUUAUACUGUAUGAAUAAAAUAAUAUUUAUUUGAUAUCAAUAAAUGAUAUUUAUGA